This is a messenger RNA of Parasteatoda tepidariorum (common house spider), 4343 nucleotides long. Its product is annotated as DENN domain-containing protein 10. Lineage: Eukaryota; Metazoa; Arthropoda; Arachnida; Araneae; Theridiidae. Gene Ontology annotation, cellular component: late endosome. The record is from RefSeq and is a predicted model, not a curated record. Gene Ontology annotation, biological process: protein transport; regulation of early endosome to late endosome transport. Gene Ontology annotation, molecular function: guanyl-nucleotide exchange factor activity; small GTPase binding.
UCACUUUGACUUAGAAACUCAAUUGUCUUCUGCUAGAUUUUUGUUUAGUUUUACUUUUGUUUAUAGCGCGUUAUUUGGUCUGAGAUCGAAAAAUUUUGAUUUAAUUAAAUUUAAUUUUAUGGCUUGUUUGUCUGAGCUUGUUUCUGCUAGCAUUAUAGAGAAAGAUACAAACAAUGAUAUUUUAUGGGCAUGGAGUUAUCCUUCAAUUUCUUCUGAAAGCAAAACUUUGAUUGUAAAUAAGUGUGGAUUGAAAAAUGGUCUUGGUCUAAGUCAUGGUCAUCAUUUAGUAUCAUUUUGUUAUUGCCAUCAUCAUCGCUCUUGGUUUUAUUUGCAUCUUACUGAUGUCUUUGAACUUCCUAAUCUUCCCAGGGUAAAACAAUUUGUACUUGUACUCCAAACUCAAGAUUUUAAUCCAGAAAAAUAUGAAAACUUAUCUCAGAUCUUAAGCAAAACUUACAGUAAGACUGGUAAUCCAGCUGAUAUGUUGCGAUUAUACCUUUCUGUUUUGGUAAAAGGUGUUUGCUCAACAGAAGACAAUGGAACAUUUUCUGUAAAGCAAUUUGACAGAGUGCCAUUAUAUUCUUGCGUUGCUGCAAAAGAUGUUGUUAAAACUUUUGGUCUGGAAACUAUUUUGAUAUAUACUGCUUUACUCUUAAAGAAACGAAUAGUUGUCUAUCAUCAUCGCUUGGAUACAUUACUCUGGUUUGUCAGGGUUCUUCCUGCUUUUAUGUGGCAUAGACAAGAUUGGAAUGUUGUGUACCCUUACAUGCAACUGACAAACUUAGAAAUUUCAGAAUUACUAUCACUGCCUACAUAUAUUGCUGGGUUUCGAGAUGCUGCUGUUGAAGGAAGAACUGAACUGUAUGACUUAUUUGUAAAUUUACCUGCAAUUGAAAUAACAAUAGCUCCACAUUCUAAAGAUAUAUUUGCUAUGACAAAAACUCACAAAGAAAUUGCUGUUUUUAUGACCAGGCAAGCAGAAAAUUCAGAUUUGAGUGAUAAAUCAUUUAUUAAGGAAAUUUCAAAUAAAACAAAUGAACUUCUUAAGAGUUUGAAAACAUUAACUGUGCAAAAUGAAUUUGCUCAAGAUGUUAUAAAAUUGCAAGUUUUGAAGGAAAAUAAAUUUGCACCUGCUCUUGAAAACUUUCUAUGGAACUUAGCCAUUGCAGAAAAUUGCUCUGAAGUUUGAUAAGAUUGAAAAAUAGUAACAUUAUAAUUAAUUGAUUAUUUUAUUAAAACUGCUAUGUCUUUUUUUAUUAUUUGCUUGUUAGAUAAAAAUUAAAUCUCAUUACCUGGCUGAACAAGAAUGUCAAUGAAGAAGUUUUUGUGCACGUUAUUUGUUUGAUAAUUUUUAUUUUUAGUAGAACAUUAUAAUUCAGCAGGCUAUUUUUAAUUUAAACAGAAAGCAUUUGACAUAAUGGGUAUUUCAAAGUAACAUUUCUCUAGAAAUUUUAUUCAGUUCAAUGGUAAUUAACUUUAUUUCUUGCCCCCCCCCAAGAAAGAAAGUUAAUUACCUAAUCUUUCAAAUUCCUAAUCAAACAAUGCUAACUUAGGAAAUAGAAAUUUUCAAGUAGUAAUACAAAACAAGACAAAUUGUUUUUACCGAAAUGUUAUAAAUUGAUUAUAAAAGGCACAUACUAGCUGCACUAAAUGAUUUCCUUCCCUAUAUUGUCUUUUUUAAUACGGCUAUGUGUAUAUUUUGAGAAAUCUUAAAGGAGGUGUCAUAUGAUAAAUUUUUUAUCCUAAAUAAUUCCUUACAAAAGAACAUGGAACAUACAAUAGCCUUACUUUAAGAAAUGCAAACUCUCAAACUGGAUGUUGAAAGAACAAGGAAAAUAGCUGUAUGUUUUUUAAUGUUAAUCAAAGAACUAAAAAUAGUUAUGAAAAAGUUUAAUUAAAAAUAGCUUGACUUUAUCCUUUUAACGUCAUUUUUUUACCAUUGCUUAUUUUUGAUAGUUUGAAUUUUGAACAGUUCAAAUGUUUUAUAUUUUUGUUUUAAUUCAAAUUAUAAGGAGUUGACCAUUUUUUAUUGUAGUUGUAUAAGUGUUUGUCCAUACAUCAUGAAACAUCGAAUUGUAAUGCUUCAAUAAUCACAAAAAAGUGCAAUGUGAUAAAUUCAAAAUGCUUAUAUACCAAGGAAACAUGCUAAUAUUCUUUUCUGUGCUAUAUGUUAAAUGUACAGGAUGUUAAAUAUACAGCUAUACUAUAUGUUAAAUAUGCAGCUAUGUUAAAUAUACAGGAUUUUAAAAUACUUUUUUAAUAAUAAAUAUGUGUUUUGAAUAACAGUAACUUUAGUUUUAUUUACUAUGACCAUUGUCUUCCAUAUUUUGUGUAUCAUUUAGUAUAACAACCUUGUUAAUUUCACAUUAAUAGCUACUACUUAAGAAAAAGAAUUUAUAACAUACUUUUCUUUUAAUUUGUUUUUGUUCAUAAUUUCUAUGCUGCAACAUUUUUCAAUAAGAUAUAUUAUGGGCUUUUUUCCAUAAUAAUAUUCAUAAUAUUAAAAAUUCCUAAGGCAUUUAUUCACCUUUUAUUGCAUUUUUUUUUCAGUUUCUUGUUCUAAAUAUUGUGUCAGGUUUUUUUUUUAUUUUUUAUUUCUCUAAUGUUGUGCCCUUUUUGCCCUUUUUUUCUUUCAUUGUUUAAACAAAAAUCAUUCUAUUUAGGAUUAAAGAUUUUUAAUUUUAACUUGUUUUAAAUUGUUCACCAUGUAGAACAACAAAAUUUAUGUUAGUUGUUAUUUUGGUUUAUUACUGUUUCAAAAUUCCCUGUGAUUACAAAAGUUUCUUUAGUAUGAAGUAUUUUUCUGCAAUCUUUUAAUAAUGUAUAUCUGGACAAAAAUGUAAAGAAGUCUGAUUUGUAUUAAAGCUAUAAGCAACAGCCAUUUUGUGUUCAAGGAUAGCAUGCAGAAUUCCCCCUGUAUUGAGUUCAAAAUCAGUAGCUAAGUGGUUAAAGAAUAAUUGCUAAAAUCUCAUUUUCACUAUUCAAACAGGAUUUUCUGUCUCAAGUGAAUCUCAGUGUAAAAUCUUAUUUUUUUAAUUUAUUUUGAGGUAAUUUUUAAUUUUUUGAUUUUUUGUUAGAUGCUGUAAAUUUGAAAUAUUUAAUUAAAUGUCAUAUAAAGGAUAUUUUUAUAAUAUUUUCUGUGACUAAAUAAAUAUUCCAAUGGUCUAACAUAAAUUAAUAUUAUUUUAAUUUGUUGUCAUGUUUACACACCAAAAACAUUUUUUCAAUGUUAUUGGCUGGACCGUAUGCAAAACCGAUUAUAGUAAAAAAUGUUUUUUUUAAUAGGAUUUCAAACUUAUUGCAUCUGUCAUGUUUAUGUAUUAAAGUUGUAUAAAAAGAAAAGGUCUUUAUCUGUUAUUAAAAAGUAUCUAACACUAUCUCAGUUAGUUUCUGAUUUACCAGCCAUUAAACCAAUUAUGUUGUAAAUUAGCUAGUUUCAAAUGUCUGGUGCAUUUUUUAAUCUGCCCUAUGUAUCUGGAACUUUUAAAAAAAAUGUGCUGAAAUUUUUAAUCCUCAUUUCAAACAAUUGCCAUUUGUUACUUCUAUUUUCAAGUAAACUUUAAGUUUAUGAACUCCCAAAAACAUUAAUUUGUUUUAUGUGUAUUAUUAGGCUCCCAAAAACAUUAAUUUGUUUUAUGUGUAUUAUUAGUGUUACUCUCAUUUUUUCUGUGCAACAGACAUAUAAGUAAAUUAGGAUAUUUUUCUGAGUUUUUUUUUAGUUUAUGUAACAUACUUGUAAGUUUAAUGUAAAGCCAAUAAAAUAAAGUUUAAGCAUCCUAUUUUUAUAAACUUUUUUCUUUCUAUUCUCAAAAAUAACCCUAAGUUGUUUAUUGAAAGCAUCUGUAUUUAUAUGAUUACAAAAUAUGGCUUUAAUUUUUAAACCUGGGUUAUCUGUUUUAAAGCUGGUCCAAGCACUUAAAAAAAGCAUUCUUAUUUUGAACACCAACUUCGUAUUAUUUCUAUAACUCCACUUUCAACUCUAUUCUUAUCACAUUUUUUAACCCUUAAUGGUCCUACAGUGUUUUGAGUUUACUUCACACCAGGUAUAAUUAUAAUAUUUAUAUUAUUUAUAAAUAUACAAUUAUUAAGGAUUACCAUGGUAGCAUAAUUUUGAUGUAAGCAGUCAUAAAAGUGUUCUAUUUUUUUACUCAAGAAAAUUAUAUAAAACUAAGUGUAUGUUCAAUUUUUGUAUUCAUUUUUGACUUUUAAGUUAAUCACAAAUGAACAUGUUUGAUAAGUGCUGACAUGUAGUUUUAAGUUAACUACAUCUAAACACAUUGCAAAUAGUCUGGUACUGUCAUCUAGUGUAUAAAUUGAGAAAUAAACAUGAUUCUUUGCAUAAA